Messenger RNA from Rhagoletis pomonella (apple maggot), 2478 nucleotides. RefSeq names its product tyrosine-protein phosphatase non-receptor type 61F-like. Gene Ontology annotation, molecular function: protein tyrosine phosphatase activity. Bases 160 to 1509 code for a protein of 449 amino acids. The record is from RefSeq and is a predicted model, not a curated record. Lineage: Eukaryota; Metazoa; Arthropoda; Insecta; Diptera; Tephritidae. The transcript has 7 exons. Gene Ontology annotation, biological process: protein dephosphorylation.
AGAUACAGAGACGUAAAUCCCUACGAUCAUUCGCGCAUUAUCAUCCAUAGAGGCAGUGUAGACUAUAUAAAUGCUAAUCUUGUUAAGCUCGAACGUGCCGAACGUAAAUAUAUUCUAACACAAGGUCCGCUAGUCGACACCGUUGGCCACUUUUGGCUAAUGGUAUGGGAACAAAAUACUAAAGCCAUUCUUAUGCUGAACAAAUUGAUGGAGAAAAAGCAGGUCAAAUGUCAUCACUAUUGGCCGGAUAGAAAGGGCCCUGAAAAUGCAUUAAGAUUAAAUGAAGUUAACUUGACUGUUGAAUUUUUACGUUGUGAAGAAUAUCAGAACUUCUGCCGCAGAUGGUUCAAGCUAACAGAUCUUGAAUCGAAGACAAGCCGCGAGAUAUUACAAUUCCACUAUACAACAUGGCCGGACUUUGGCAUUCCCAGUUCACCAGUUGCGUUUUUGCAAUUUUUAAAACAGGUGCGCGACUCCGGUGCACUCGAUGCGGAUGUGGGGCCCGCAGUGGUACACUGUAGCGCUGGAAUUGGGCGCUCUGGCACUUUUUGUUUAGUUGACUGCUGUCUAGUUUUGAUUGAAAAGGAAGGCGAGAGCAAAGUUUCUGUACAGGAUGUGCUCUAUGAAUUGCGCAGGUAUCGCAUGGGCCUAAUACAGACUGCAGAUCAAUUAUAUUUCUCAUAUCAGGCAGUUAUAGAGGGAAUCAAAUUGCUUAAGGAUCCAGAAUUUCUGAAUUACAAGGAGGAGCCAAUUAAUAGCAGUGACAAUGAGCACCACGAUCAGUAUGGCACAAUUGGUGGUGAUGUGCCACCACCUCUGCCUCCACGUACACAUUCCCUAGCACUGCCAAUGGCCGGCUGCAGCGCUGCCGGUGCACUAACGUUGAAUUUACAUGGCAAACCAUUACCAAAAAUACCGGCAAGCGCAAGUUUCAACGACGAACUCUACGCCAUGACCGACAAUGCACAACAUGCCAGCAAGGAUGCGUUGAAUAAUUUCAUAAACAACGAAAAAACUGCUGAAAACAUGUCAAACAGACCGCUACCACCACUACCGCCACAACCGCAACGCUCUCAAUCCUCGCUUGAACGCGUACAUGAAUCAGACAGCGAUGAAAAUGAGUUCUACGAAGACGAUAAUAGUGACGAUGACGAUAGUGAUGAUGAAGGACUUUAUAACUAUGACAAUUUGGACGAUAAGAACGCCAACGCCGUUAAUAAGCGGAGUAUAAGUAGUGAACGUGGUAGCGGCAGUGAUGGUGGCGGCGGCGGUGGUAAUGAGUUGUCAACGGAAAUUAAGCAAAAUGGCACUGAUGGCUCCAAUAGCAAUCCGCUCGUCAUCGGCAGUCCCGAAAAUGAGUUAAAACGGCGGAAACGUGUCGAACGACAGGCCAACAUCGAACAGAAAGUUAACGAGAUCAAGCGAAAACAGCGCGAAACGGAGGAAAGCAAGCAUGCGGCGAAGAAACGAAGAACUGAAAGGAAAGACUCUGAUAUGUACAUAAAAUGAAUAAUAUGCAAUAUAAGGUGGAAAGUAAAGAAGCUGUAGAUAUUGAUGACUCGCCAAUAUAUUAACCACAAUCAACAUUCAGCCAAAAAUGGAAGCUUCUCUGCACGAGAUCCGUUUUCGAUGGCAAGAGUCCUGCUUGCCUUAGCUCAGCUUUUGUUGUAUAAAAUGUAGGUAAAAUUUUAAGCUUCAGUGUAAAUACAUAUCGUGCACAUAAUUUAGUAUGCAGGUGUUGUAAAUGUUUUCGUUUUGUCAUUUUUAAAAUGAAGAAAUAGGAACUUUUCUAGAAAUAAAAUAAAUGUGCUGCUCAUUUUCUCCAAAGUUCAUGAAAUUUAGUACUUGGAGCUAAAAAAGUUGUGUAGGAGGUGGGCGCCGUAAUAAGAAACUCUUGAUUAUCUUCCAAGUUGGAAAAUUUUGGCUUAAAGGAGCAGGGCACACCGUAUUUCAUCAAAAAAUGUUGUUUUUUUAUUACCGCCUGUUUUUCAAGAAUUACUGGACGAUAAUGUAAACCGGUAUUGACGAUCUUUCAGAUUUAAGAUUUUCUUUUUAAAACCAGCAUAUGCUCUGAAUUUCAUCAAAAUCGGACAACAUUUACUAUUUCCGCCCACAAGAGCUGUGGGCGUGGUAGCGCGUUGAAUUUUACCAUUUUCCACAUUUCUUCAUUCCUAAGUUCCGAACAGCGCAUAUACGAAAUUUUAGCGAAUUUCUAGUACGGUUACUACUUUUGGCCGCAGCUUAUAUGGGGACGUCCCACUGUGGGUCGUCUCAAGCUUCCCUAGUGACUGUGUGUUUGUGUGCAUAAAUAAAUACAUAAUUACAAAUACAUACGUACAUACAUUUAUACAUACAUAUGAACAAAGAAAAAAAUAUUAAAGCAAUAUCAACUUAAGAAUCGUGCGCCGACCGAAUUUUUUUCGAAGCGGUGCACAAAUUACAUACUUAAUUGUUCUAAAAUAGGGAAGCAUUUCAAAA